AUGUAAAAGAGCUGCUUUUUAUUUUUACAAUAACUUUAGAAAGCAUUACAGAAAAAAUACUUACCACAGAAUAAUGCUGCAAUUAAUUAUUUUAUGUAGUAUUCAGGAAGUAACUGGAAUGACUAAGGUGAUGUCGAUGCCUGUUUAAGGUAGCCUACAAUGAAUUUUGUCGAGGUAGUUGCUGGUUAGGUCGUUAAGCUUUUUAGGGGUCUUUGUUUGCCUUCUGCAUGCGAUGCUUAAUUUUUAAAUGACAACAAGGAUUUUAUUUUCACAAAAUCAUAAACGUUUCAUUUGCCUUAAGGGAUUAAACCCUCUGAUAUAGAAUUUUAACAAUAUCCUUCUGCUCCUUUCGAUUAUUCUUAAGCUUCUUUUAUAAUUAUGACUUGCUUCUUUUCACUAUUUAUUUUUUGCUUUAUAGGUGCUUAUGUAAUUUCUAAGACUAAAAAUAGAGCUACCUCAUAGUUAACAAAAUCUCAAGUAUCUAACACUACAUCUGUAGCUUCAGUAAUUGUUUAAAGAAAUUAGAUUGAAAGACCUCUUAUUGAUAAAUCUGGUCCAACAGAAAGAACUGAAACAGCUACCGAUCUUGAAGCACUGAGAGAUUUGAAGUAAUUUGAGAAGAAAAAACCUUUUAUAAUUAAGGUUAUAGAAUGCUGGAAUUUAAAAGAUAAUUUGGAUAAAAUUCUCACACUAAAUGUAAGCAACAAACAAUUAAUGGCUUUCAAUUGUCUCCGUGUCAUAAGCUUCUGUUAAGUUAUUCUUGGCCAUGGAUUUUUUGUAAAUACUUAAUACUUUUCAAAUUUCUAAGACUUUUAAAUCAUCUAAAGCUAGCCUUUCCUCUUAUUUGUUUUCGGAUGCUUGUACUCAGUUGAUGUCUUUUUCUUCCUUGGAGGCUUUUUUGUAGCCUAUGUCUCAGCUGAUCCUAAAUUCAUGACUUUCUUUUCUUUAAAAAAGCCAGUUAAAGCUUUUAUGGCCUAUUUCAUGGCUAUUGUUAAUCGUUUAUUCAGAAUUUCGCCUUCAUAUUACAUAGUUUUAUUUAUUGUUUGGAAAUACACAGACUUUUUAGCAUCUUCUCCCACUUGGCCCCAAUAUGAAAUAUUCUCAUCAGAUUGCGAUUCUAUAUGGUGGUAGAAAGUAUUAUAUAUUGAUAACUUUACUACUGAUUCAACAAAAUGUUUCGUAUGGUCAUGGUAUCUUGCCUGUGACAUUUAAAUGUUUGUAGGUUCUCUCUUAUUAAUAAUAAUCUAUGCUAAUCAUAGAAUUGUUGGAAAAAUUUCUAUAAUCCUAGCCUGUAUAAUAAGUGUGAUAUUUGGUAUACUCCUUGCUGAUAAGCACAACUAUCAUAUAACUAUUUCAUAGCUAACUGUUCCUACAGCUAAUUAUUACACAAAACCCUAUUUUAGAUGCCCUCCUUACUUAGUUGGCCUUUACCUAGGUAUCCUCUAUAAAGAAUUUACUUCUUUGAAAGGGGAUGACAAAUAAUCUAAAACAGGUUUUGCAAAAAUAUAAAAACUAGUACAAAAUAACCAAUAUAUUAAAUGGGUUAUGUAUAUCUUAGGUUUGGGCAUAAUUUCCGUCUUAAUAUUUGGUCCUCGUUAGCUUUAGGUUCAUGGAAAAAAUUAUUGGAAUAAACAUGUUUAGCAUAUUUGGUAUGGAGUUUGCAGACCUUUAUACGUAAUCGGAGUUACUCUCAUAAUAUUGCCAGGAAUGUGUGGUUCUAAUGAUCUAAUUAUGAGAGUAAUGAGUAGUAAAGUCUUCUAACUUUUAGCUAAGCUUACUUAUUAAGGCUAUUUAGUACAUUUUGUAAUCCUCACAUAUACACUUUGGAGCUUUAAAGAUCCAAUAUACCUAAACAAUGAAAAUAUCAUCUCACUUUACAUUGUUUAAUUGCCCAUCGUUUUAUUUAUUUCUUUCUUGUUUGUCCUCUUUUUCGAAUAGCCAUUCACUAACUUAGCUAAUAUUCUAUUUGCCAGUAGAAAGUAAGCCCAAAGGACACAAAGACCCGAAUAAGAAAAGAUAAAGAGCAAAUAAAUCAAUUGA
Molecule: messenger RNA, 2040 nt
Organism: Tetrahymena thermophila SB210
Lineage: Eukaryota; Ciliophora; Oligohymenophorea; Hymenostomatida; Tetrahymenidae
Product: acyltransferase family protein
Exons: 1
Molecular function (GO): acyltransferase activity, transferring groups other than amino-acyl groups
Source: RefSeq, a predicted model, not a curated record